AUGGAAGACCUAGAAGCGACAUCAGAAGUGACGGAUCCACCUCCUCGUCAACGAUUGCAUAAUGAAGCAGCUGGCAAUGAUACGAUGUCAUUAUUUUCUUCCGGAAUAGAGGCAAUCUUCAAAAAAAUUGCCGAUAACCUGGCAUCUCGGCCUCAAGCGGCGAGCUCACCUACUACAUUAAUUAACUUCGAUCCCGAUGUAAUUGGCGCUGAUGUAAUUAACUGGUGUGCAUUAAGUGAGUUAAUCAUCGAGAAGAAGAACCUAACAGGAGUGGACCUGAUACUGGUUCUGACACAGGCACUUAAGGGCCGUGCUACAAGCUGCCUCAUGAACAUACCACCAGACAAAAUAUCUUGGAAUACCGUUAAGGAAACUCUCAUUUCGAAGUUUUCUAACCCUAUGAUGAUGCAGGAUCAUUUUGAUCAGGUCCUACAAUUUGAAAUCAAGGAUAAAGAAACUCCCGCUGAGGCAGGCCAACGACUGUGGCAGCUUAUAGAAAAAAUACCUGAUGCAAAAAUGCCAGAACACGUAAUAACUGGUUUUGCGAUAUCAGUAUUGUCCAAGCUUGAUGAUAGAAUACGCCGCGAGUUUAAUUCAACUAUAAUUAACGAUAAACAUCAGUUUUUUCGUACCUUGCGUGGUUUCAAUCUAAAAAGGAAAACCGAAGAUAUAGCUGUACUGGAUUUACCAAAACGAUAUCGGAGCACGCCUGCCUUCAAUGGAAGUUGCAAUUUCUGUGGAAGAACAGGACACCGAGGUCAGGAAUGUAGAGAUCGAUAUCGAUUUUUUUCAAAAUCUUUGCCAGUUUCAGCGAAAGUAGAACAAUCAAGACCAACACUCGGCUCCACACGUCCAGUCACGUGCUACAUCUGCGCCGAACCAGGGCAUAUGGUCUCCACUUGUCCCAAGCGGUACCGUCGGAAGGACGACGCCACACCAAGCACCAGCACUACUACAGGCUCCAGCAAGCAGGUCAACGCGUGUUCCAGAGCAUCGCAUGGUGUGUUACAGAUAAGUGGUUUAAAACUAUCUUUCGUAUUUGACUCAGGCUCAGAGUGUAGUCUGAUUAGGCAGAGUAAUUGUAAUAGAAUCGGUGGUGAACAGUUUCAUGAACAUGUCGUUUUGAAAGGAAUAGGCAACAACCCAGUUUCCUCUCACUUGCAAAUCAAAUGUCCUACGACAAUAGAAAAUCUUACAGUGCCAGUCCUGUAUCAUGUGCUUCCCGAUCAGAACCUUAGUGAGGAAGUUUUACUUGGGCGCGAUAUUUUAGAGAUGGGACUAUGCAUAAAUAUGACCAAUGACAGGCUAAGCAUAUCUGAAACCAAAGAUUCCAAUUCUUGCAUUAAGUUAGAGACUUUUGAUGAAGAAUCAGUAGAUACAGAUUUGGUAGGUAGUGACAAAGACAAAUUAUUUGCUAUACUUAAGAAAUACUCAGACUAUUUUAUUCAAAGACUUCCGACGUCAUGGGUAAAAACCGGCGAACUUAAAAUAGACCUUAUAGAUCCCACUAAAACAGUUCACAGGCGACCGUAUAGACUAUCCCCUACUGAACUCUCCGUGGUUAAUGAAAAAGUUAAUGAGUUGUUAGAUGCGAAUAUCAUCAGAGAAAGUUCGUCUCCCUUUGCAAGUCCUAUAUUAUUAGUAAAAAAGAAAGACGGUUCUGAUCGUAUGUGUGUUGAUUACAGAGAGCUUAAUAGUAACACUCGCCCGGAUAGCUACCCCCUGCCUUUGAUAAAUGACCAAAUAGAUAAGUUGCAUGGUGCCCAUUACUUUUCAAGUUUGGACAUGGCUUCUGGCUUUCAUCAAAUUAAAAUUCAUGAGGAUUCUAUUGAAAGAACCGCCUUCGUCACCCCGACUGGGCAGUAUGAAUUUCUUACUAUGCCAUUCGGGUUAAAAAAUGCUCCUCAGGUUUUCCAAAGAGCAAUAAGUACCGCGCUAAAACCCUUGAAUGACGACAGAGUCCUUGUUUAUAUGGAUGACGUAUUAUCCGCAUCAGUUACUAUUGAAGAGGGUUUAUCUCGCCUUGACAAACUGCUGGACACUCUGUCCAAAGCAGGCUUUUCAUAUAAUUUCAAAAAAUGUUCAUUCAUGAAAAAAAGGACUGAAUAUCUAGGUUAUGUUAUAUCGAGUGGGGAAAUUAGGCCAAAUCCUCGUAAAAUCCAAGCUUUAAAGGAUAUUCCUAGGCCAAAAACAGCGACACAGGUUAGACAGUUUAUUGGCUUAGCCACAUACUUCCGACAAUUUAUCCCCGACUUUUCUAAGUUGAUGAGGCCUCUCUACCCUCUCACUUCUGCAAAGGGUUACAUUAGUUGGACUUCAGAUCAAGAUAGGGUGCAUCAGCAAAUUAUAAAUUACCUAACCAAUGAACCUGUCUUAAAAAUCUUUAAUCCCGAAUCACCAACUGAGCUUCAUACUGACGCUAGUAGUGAAGGGUAUGGAGCGGUUUUGAUUCAGAGAGAAAAUAAUCUUCCUCACGUAGUAGCUUACUUUAGCCAUAAAACUAGUGAUGCGGAAAGCCGUUACCACUCAUAUGAGUUAGAGACUUUGGCAGUAGUCAAAUCAGUUGAACAUUUUCGCCACUAUUUAUAUGGACGAAAGUUUAAAGUAUUUACUGACUGUAAUGCUUUAAAAGCCUCUCAUUCAAAAAGGGAUUUAACACCUAGGGUACAUCGAUGGUGGGCUAUUCUACAAUCAUAUGAUUUCGAGAUUAUUUAUAAAGAGGGUAAGAGUAUGGCACAUGCAGAUUUCUUGUCUCGUAAUACUCCUGUCGAUGCAAACACUCCCAGUAAAAUGUCCAAUCAUAAACCUAGUUUGAAACUGGUAAAUUUAUCAGAACUAGAAAAAGGAUGGUUGACUGUUGAGCAACAGCGUGACUCUGAGAUAUCAGAUAUCAUGUUUAAACUAAAAACAAAUUCUUUAUGUCCCGAAAUCUCACAUACGUAUGAUAUUAAACAAAAUGUGCUCUACAGAAAAAUACAGCGAGGCAGGAUCACAAAAUGGCUACCUAUCAUACCAAGGUCUUUGAUUUGGUCUCUUAUACAUCAAGUACAUCACGAGAUAAAACAUCUAGGCUACGAGAAAACUCUGAACAAACUAUAUGAUCUCUACUGGUUCCAAAAUAUGUCAAAAUAUGUCAAGAAAUUUAUCGAUUCUUGCGUGGUUUGCAAAGUAGCUAAGGGUCCAUCAGGCGCUCAACAAGUCCGUCUCCAUCCAAUCCCAAAAACAACAACUCCAUGGCAUACUAUACAUAUAGACCUCACCGGUAAACUCAGUGGUAAAAACCAGCGUAAAGAAUAUUGUUCAGUAAUUAUAGAUGGCUUUACCAAAUUUGUUGUGUUAAAACAUACCGCUACAUUAAAUUCCCUCGAUGCUACCAACGCAAUAAAAGACGUAGUCUGCCUGUUUGGUGCACCAAAGCGUAUUAUUGCUGAUCGUGGCCGGUCUUAUGAUAAUUCAGAAUACAAAAAAUUUUGCAGAGAUAAUAAUAUUGAAUUACACCUCAUUGCCACCGGUUCUAGCAGAGCUAACGGUCAGGUUGAACGCGUCAUGGGGACACUCAAAAAUCUAUUAACCAUUGCAGAACAAAAUGAAAAUUCAUGGCAGGAACAAUUGGGAGACAUUCAAUUAGCUCUUAACACUACAUACUGCAGAGUAACUGGAUAUACUCCAAUAGAGCUAAUGUUCGGAAUUCAGGGUAACUCAUUACAAUUGUCAAAAAUAUCGACAAGUUCACAUGACCCUACUAGAUUAGACCUUGAUGAAGCCCGCUCGAAUGCAUCCAAUAGCAUUAAUAAAUUAUCUCAUUAUGACGCGUCCCGUUUCAAUAAAGGCAAAGCCACUGUCAAACCAUUUUCGGUUGACGAUUUUGUGUUCGUAAAAAGUCAAGAAAGACAUCAAUCAAAACUUGACCAUAAAUACAAGGGUCCAUUUAAAAUAACAGCAGUUUUAGACAAUGAUCGGUAUGAAUUAAGACACAUAAGCGGGUCCAACAGAAUCUAUAAGUAUGCACAUGAAAAUUUACGUUUGGUUCCUAGAGGGCUUACUGGAUUCUUAGAAGUUUCUGAAAAUUGUAGUAAUGAUGUCGUGACGGCGGUUGACUGUGAUCGUGAGGCUGUUCACCCAAACAGCGACAGUAGCAGUACUCUGACUGCAAAUAGUGAUACUUUGUCUAUUAAUAGCGAUACUAUGUCUAUUAAUAGCGAUUCAGAGGCCAGUAUUGAUCAUGAAAGACCGUGCCAAAUUGUUACCGAAGCCAUUGUACAUAGAUCUAAUUAA
Molecule: messenger RNA, 4275 nt
Organism: Leptosia nina
Lineage: Eukaryota; Metazoa; Arthropoda; Insecta; Lepidoptera; Pieridae
Source: the annotation of a GenBank genome assembly